CUAUAACGCCGCGACGCCGGCCGCUAGCUGCCACAACCCGCAUACGCCCAGCUGCGCGCGGGGCUUCCCCGUCCCAGAGUCUGGCGCCCCGCACGACAGAGAGGAAGGACUGGGGAGAACCACGCGCGAAGGACAAAGCCUGGAAGACAAGGAAACUACUAAACUUCCUGUGCAAGCGAAGUAGAAUUUCAUAAGAACAUAAUGGAAAUUGGCAAAACUGCUGAGAACCUGUAUGCUUGGAUAGUUCCUAACUUAGAAGUUACUUGCAUCUUUACAAGUCCCCCAGCCUUUUGUUAUGAAAAAUUAUGGAGAAGAGAAAACCUAUGGUGGCUGUGAAGGCCCUGAUGCCAUGUAUGUCAAAUUGAUAUCUUCAGAUGGUCAUGAAUUUAUUGUAAAAAGAGAACAUGCAUUAACAUCAGGAACAAUAAAAGCCAUGUUGAGUGGCCCAGGUCAAUUUGCUGAGAAUGAAACUAAUGAAGUCAAUUUUAGAGAGAUCCCUUCACACGUGCUAUCAAAAGUGUGCAUGUAUUUUACUUACAAGGUUCGCUACACUAACAGCUCCACGGAAAUUCCUGAAUUCCCAAUUGCACCUGAAAUUGCACUGGAACUGCUGAUGGCUGCAAACUUCCUAGAUUGUUAAAUAAAAUAAAUUAUAAUAAACUGUUAACUUUUUCAGUAUUUAAUACCUGUAGUUCAGUUAGUAAUUUUUUCAUAUAUAGCAUGUUGCCUGUGUGCGAUUGAACUUUAAAGUUCAUUGCAAAGCAGACUAUCGUCUCUUCUUUUGCAUGACACAGUUGAAAUUUGUUUGCUACAUCAACAGAUUAAGGACAUUUUCACAAAUUGAGAAAUAAACAAAUAUGUCAGUUGCUAAGUAGUUUUGCCUUACCCUUUGGAUGUGAUUUUUAAAAUUAGAGCGGUGGCAAUAUAGUAAAUGCUGAAAUUUAGUCAUAAAUGAACAUAUUCUACAGGUAAAUAUUGGGCUAUGUAUUUUUAUGUUUUUAGUGUUUUGGUUUUUUUUACCUAUUCUGAUCUUAUAGCCAUCAUUACCAUUAGAAUUAUGCAAAUAAUUGCAUUAUAAACAUGUUUAUAACUUAGCCAAAUGUUGAUUUUUUUAUAAUUGUCAAAGACAUGAGUUGAAAUUUCUUAUGUGUCUUUUGAUAAACUGCAGUAUUGUUUAAGUGUAUCUUGUCUUUUUGUUCAUUGCUACAAUUUAAAAACUUUAUUUAAAAGCAGUUUGGCAGAUUACUUGGUACGGCUGUUGGAACAGUGACCUUUUGAACUGUAGCCACAUGGUCAAUAAGUAAAGUACAUGACCUUGAUUUCAUGUGUACUGUGCAUUUUGGCCAAUCCAAAGUACUGUAUUUUCAUUGACUAUAAAGCUUCCUUUGCAAUAUUCGUUCUUCUUA
Molecule: messenger RNA, 1406 nt
Organism: Myotis davidii
Lineage: Eukaryota; Metazoa; Chordata; Mammalia; Chiroptera; Vespertilionidae
Gene: ELOC
Product: transcription elongation factor B (SIII), polypeptide 1 (15kDa, elongin C)
Exons: 5
Coding region: 296-640 (114 amino acids)
Biological process (GO): ubiquitin-dependent protein catabolic process
Cellular component (GO): elongin complex
Molecular function (GO): protein-macromolecule adaptor activity
Source: RefSeq, a predicted model, not a curated record